AUGGACAAUUUGUUAGUUUGCGUUUGCGUCUUAGCAAGUUUAAUUGGUAAAACAAAUACCUUAUUCGUUGACGGAUGUCCUAUCUGGGGUUGUCGACCAAGUGGAUCGUUUUCACUCUACCUCAAGGUUCCAAGAGAAAAUGCGUCCAUCAGCUGGAUCAGCGAGUUGACGAUGGACCCCGUGCCAAACCCGCUCGGCUGUGUUGCUGAUAGUGUCAACAUUGUGUGCCAAUCAAACGGGCCGUUUAAAGAAGACAAAGGCUACGUAAGCCUAUUUGUUCAGAAUGGAACGGUCCAUUGGCGUGAUCGCGUGCUACACUUUCCGACACUUCCUCUCCUCGACAACUAUGGUGACGUCACAGGGUCCGACGGGAGAAACCUCGUUCACUACGACGCCGACGGUAAAACUUAUCCAAUCAUAAAUUGUUGCGGCUUGGUACCCACGUUUAGUAUGCAGUUGGUUGGAACUCAGUACCUUUUACUCUUUGGCGAACAAGGUGGUUUGGUUGUGCGUGAAACAGAUGCAAUUCCGGUAGCUGUGAUAUUUCUACACGACACAAUUCAGAAUACAAAUGGUACUUUUCUACCUAUAUCCCAGCCUGUAGUGAGUGGUCAAAGGUUUUAUUUACUGACUGAAUUUGUGCCAGAAAAAGAUUCGUAUGACCCGACGGUUCUAAAUCUUCAAAGACUUUAUGCAAUUGAUGUACACACUCGACUAGCAAACAUUAUGACUGUUGCAUGGUUCUACAAUUUUGAAAUGGAGGACCAGAAUCUCAAAUUCGAAAGAGCAAAUAACAACAAAAGUAGGAUUGUCAAAAGGAAGGAGCACCUCAAGCGUAUUACCGACAACCUUAACUCAAAACAGAACUUGAUGUGGGAUUAUUCUUCAAACAGCGUGUUUGUGACAUUGCCACCUCCGUACAUGUCUACGUCGAAAUCGCUCAACACAUUCUGGAUUUUCCAGGACAUGAACGAUACGAUAAAGCGCACGUUCCACUCCGACUCUCUACACGUCACCCACAUGGCAACAUUUGAACCAGAUUCCUACAUGUCUCCAGACACCUCUGGUGGGAAUGCGUACAUUUGGGUAUCUACUGAAGAUGGGAUGUUACUAAAAUUAGAAGCAAACGGGGUGGUGGAUCAAUGUAUUGACCUUAACAAACUUUGUAAUGCAAGCGUCGAAAUAAGUACCAAGAUAAUGCUUACACGAGAGGAAGAUGGGUCUGAUGAUGUGAUCGUUAUGGGUGUGCAAUGCCCUUCUGGUACUAAAAGUAAUAACUAUAUUAUUGCAAUUCUAAAUGAUGGACAGGGAGCCAGUAGUUUAUUGUGGAAGUUUCCCGUGCCAAAUAACAUGCAACCCAAGGGACAGUUAUGUGCCUCGAGGGGAGCAGACUUACAAAUCAAGGACCAGAUGAUAUUCUAUGCAGAGGAAAGUGGGCAGUCCGCGAAAAUAAUCAGUAUCCAUUGAUAUAGAUUUACAUACAAGUCGUAAUUAUUCAUAUUAUCAUUAUUUUAUUGUGGUUCUGUUUC
Molecule: messenger RNA, 1529 nt
Organism: Mya arenaria
Lineage: Eukaryota; Metazoa; Mollusca; Bivalvia; Myida; Myidae
Exons: 1
Coding region: 1-1467 (488 amino acids)
Source: RefSeq, a predicted model, not a curated record